UGAUGUUAGUUGACUACUGAACGUUCAAUUGAUAAGUAGCAUCUGAAAUUGACGGAAAAUAACCCAAAGAAAAACCAUAACAACAUGGCUAGCAUUCCACAGCCUCAACCACAGCAUAUAUUGCAAUUGAGUGAGGAUCAGCGUAAACGCUUUGUAGCAUCCUUUGAUCGGGUAUACAGCGAUAUCGAUGGUGUCCUCUGGUCAAUGGAGCAUAAUGUUCCACGAGCUAUUGAGGGUUAUGCCGCCUUGGAGCGUGCCGGCAAAGAGGUGACCUUUGUCACCAAUAACAGUGUCCGCACAGUCGAUCAAUGCAUUAAACGCUUCGGCCGGUUGGGCAUGAAGGUGGCCCCAGAACAGAUAUGGCAUCCGGCUCAAACUACAGUCCAUUACCUGCGCAGCAUAAAAUUUGAGGGCCUCAUCUAUAUAAUAGCGACAAAAGAGUUUAAGGAUAUUCUACGGGCAGCAGGAUUUAAGCUUUUAGACGGACCAAAUGAAUUUAUUGAGGAGAACUAUGAAUCUUUGGCCAAACACAUCUUUGAUCGUCAACCCGUGAGUGCUGUUAUCAUCGAUGUGGAUUUCAAUUUGAGUUCCGCGAAAUUGAUGCGCGCCCAUUUAUAUCUUCGUCGCCCCGAAUGUAUCCUCAUUGCCGGUGCCACGGAUCGGAUAUUGCCAGUGGCCAAGGGUGUAAAUAUUAUUGGCCCCGGUAUGUUCAGCUCCAUACUAAUAGAGUCCAGUGGACGGGAGGCUAUUACAAUGGGCAAACCUGGUCGUGAUUUGGGUGACAUGUUGAUGAAGCAUCAUCGCAUAACCGUGCCCAGUCGUGUGCUCAUGAUUGGCGAUAUGUUGGCCCAAGAUGUGUGUUUCGGACGUCGCUGUGGCUUCCAGACAUUGCUAGUGCUAUCGGGCGGAUGUACUUUGGAACAAUUGCAGUCUGAGAAACUUCCGGAGCUUUUGCCUGACUAUUAUGCCGACAGUGUGGCGGAUUUGGUUCAGUUGUUUGAUGGCGAAACCAUUAAGUCACAUGUCUAGAUGCCGUAAAGACAUAAUAUUUAUCCUAUAUCUUGUCCAGAAUAUUCGUAUUCAUACAUAUAUGUAUAUAUUGUUUACAUUUGAUCUAACUGAUCCAAAAUAUAUAUAAAAUGACAAUAUCUAAA
This is a messenger RNA of Drosophila willistoni, 1154 nucleotides long. Its product is annotated as chronophin. Lineage: Eukaryota; Metazoa; Arthropoda; Insecta; Diptera; Drosophilidae. The record is from RefSeq and is a predicted model, not a curated record. Gene Ontology annotation, molecular function: phosphatase activity. The transcript has 3 exons. The coding region runs from base 85 to 1029 and encodes 314 amino acids. Gene Ontology annotation, cellular component: cytoplasm.